AUGCAGUCAGUGUGCCAGCACGUCCUUAGCCUGCUCCUGGUCAUCAGCAGCCUGUCCACACAUCUCACAGACGGCUGCUCGUGCGCGCUCACGCACCCGCAAGACGCCUAUUGUAACUCCGACAUCGUGAUCCGAGCAAAAGUGGUGGGCAAGAAGCUGCUCCGAGAUGGGCCUUUUGGAACCUUGAGAUACACUGUCAAACAAAUGAAGAUGUACAAAGGCUUCGAGAAAGUGCAGCACGUCCAGCACAUUUACACAGACGCCUCCGAGAGCUUGUGUGGAGUCAAGUUUGACAUCAAUAAGUACCAGUAUCUCAUCACAGGACGAGUGUACGAUGGGAAGGUCUACACUGGACUCUGUAACUUCAACGAGAGGUGGGAGCGGCUGUCCCUGGCCCAGAAGAAGGGCAUCAACCACCGGUACCAGCUUGGAUGCAACUGUAGGAUCAAGGCAUGCCACUACCUUCCCUGCUUUGUGACGUCCAAGAAUGAGUGCCUUUGGACCGACAUGCUGUCCCACUUUGGCUACCCUGGGUACCAGUCCAGACACUAUGCCUGCAUCCAGCAGAAGGAGGGCUACUGCAGCUGGUACCGGGGAAUGACGUCCCGUGACAAAACUGCCAUCAACGCCACCGACCCGUGA
This is a messenger RNA of Knipowitschia caucasica, 642 nucleotides long. Lineage: Eukaryota; Metazoa; Chordata; Actinopteri; Gobiiformes; Gobiidae. The record is from the annotation of a GenBank genome assembly.